This is a messenger RNA of Daldinia caldariorum, 2926 nucleotides long. RefSeq lists its product as uncharacterized. The record is from RefSeq and is a predicted model, not a curated record. Bases 1 to 2499 code for a protein of 832 amino acids. The transcript has 2 exons. Lineage: Eukaryota; Fungi; Ascomycota; Sordariomycetes; Xylariales; Hypoxylaceae.
AUGUCUUCUGCAAAAUGGACUACUGGGUCCACUAGCAGACCUCUGACACCGUCAGCUCCGGCUUUCAUCCCGGCUGGUACUAAUGUUACUAAUAAGGUUCUCGAUGCCUCGUUCGUUACGCAUACUAUCCCGGACAUCAGUCCCGACUCCGGAGUUGUUGGUCUCUGUGCUGUGCCCCACGACCGCGCAGGCAAACAUGACCUCGGCUGGCACAUCGCUGACUUCUUGGCCUUCAAGGCUCUCCUUUGCGGCGAAACGCAUUCGAGAGCCCAGACCUGGCUUUCCCAAUGUGACAUUGCCGGUAUUGUAAAGGACAACCCCGACGACUACGCCCAUGGCAAAGACCGUCGCUUGGUCGAUGUGGCCGCCGCCCCUUCCUUAUACACUGACCGUAACGGAAUUAGCCAGAAACGAGACGAUGACAUCAAAAUUGAGCCGUCCGCCGAAAAGCUCAUGGAUGAUUUCCUCACAACCCUUGCAAACAAGUCUAUAAUCGCCAGGGGGAAGGGUCUUCCUUUAAUCAUUGUUAUUUGUGGUCUUACCACAUUAGAACAGGAUGUUUUCUUCGGAGAGACGAAUCCCAGAAUCCGAGUCACAAGUGGGAAAAUGCGUGAAAUACUUGGAGAGCAAAUUGAGGCCAUCGUCAUUACCCCUGCUCUGUUUUCUGCGGGCUGGCUAGUCAAUCCCUCCUUUUGUCGGCCACCGACUAGAAAGCUGCGUGCCGAUAGCACGGAAUUCCUCGCAAGACAGUUUGGUGCCACAUUCGCAAAGGAUCUGGUUGACCACUUUCUAAGCUGGUCAUGCCCCUUUAUUGACUGGGAUCAGCUUGGCAAAGUGGAGAAGGAUGGUUUAUACCCGGGACCCGUUAGACUUUCAGAGCGGCAGCAUAUUGCCAUUGAGGCCUUCAAAAUAUCAAUUCAUAAUGCUCUCGCAGGUCGAUUGUCAGCUGGGAAUAGAAAUCACUCCUUCAAUUUUGAGGUACAUGGUGAUGACUGGCAGAAGCUGGUUGGCUCCCGUAAGCACAAGCCAUUAAGCUACUUCAAACAGAAAUGGGAAAAGCUUGGAGUAUCCGCCGCAGCCACGAUGAAGGAGCAGCGACUUGAGUUUCUCGGAGGCGCAUUCGGAGGCAACAAGGCGUCGCAGGAACGGCACAUCAAACACCUCGUGAACGACUCGUUCUCUGCUUGGCCCGGAUACUGGGCACUGCCUUUUGGUCGAAGCGCUAGAGCCGCCUUCCACAUGUUCCUUGAAAAUGGCUAUCCCGAUUAUAGGGAAUGCCACGAAAUUUUCAACAUCAUGGAACAUCGUGCUACGUCGGCCGUAGUUGCUGACAUGACUUUAAGGUAUUUCGGAAUUCCGAAGCCGUACGAAGAACGAUGCAGAGAUUGGGACGAGCCGAGAUGGAUAAUGGAGUCGACUGAUGCUACACACCUGGCUGUUAAUCGUCUGUUUGGAUAUAUCAGCAUGCACAUUCCUGGAGUAAAUGUUCCUCCUGGUGUCAACCCGAAUUCACUCAGCGUGAUUCAGAGACGGUUGGAAGUUCCUGUCUCCUACUUGGCAGCUGCCAUAAACAACUACACUUUAUUUCGUUCUCAAUCCCCUCAGACAACAGUGAAGCGUGUCGUUGAUUUUUUCAAAGAGAUAAAAGGACGCCAAACUGAGUUACUCCUUAAGGACUUCGAAAUGCAUAAUGCAUGCAGUGCUUGGUUGAGCUCAAUCGACUUGUCUAUUCGUCCCAGAAGUCAUUUUAUACCCCCCGAGGAGAAUUCAGACGCAGUCGAUUCACCUGGAAAAACUUCGGACUUGGUCCUGCGUCCCCUAUCUAAAGUUAGUAUGCGACUAGAUUCCCUCUCCGCCAACCUCCCUUCGGAGAUGAAGGAAUUACUCCCCGAUGUCGAUACCCAGCUAGCACUUCAGCGACUGAUCCGAGAAAGAGACAGCCUGGUUAUGGAGCUUUUGGAGGCCCCCGAAAACCAACUCGUGAAAAUCAAGGCGAAGAUGGCAGAGACUCAGAGUUUAUUGACAUUCAUGGAAAAUCUAGCUCGCGAAAAGGGGACGAAGCCUAAGAACAAUACCUAUGAGCCUGAAAAGCAUGCCCAGGCUGCGUCGCCUUCUAUCCACCAGGUUACCUCCAGUGUCCAUGGUCGCGAGAACACACCCUGGCCACUUCCCGCGCAACAAGUCCGCAGCCCUGACAAUCAACUGCCCCCUCAUCUCCGAGGUCCUUUGAAUAAGGCAGUCGAGCAGCCCAAUACGAGAUUCCAUACUCAACGUGCCUCUGAGGAGUUGGGCAAGACGAUCAAGGGCUGUCCAAGAUGGCCAAGUCUCUCCAAUUCAUCGAAUAAAGCUACACCAUCUUCACGCACCCAACCAAUUAUGCAGAAAGAAGACAAGGAGAAGGAGCAAACUAACAGAUGGAUCCCGCCCCAUCUUCGUGGCUUACAGCAUAGAGAUGUUAAGGAAGCUGAACCCGAAGCUGAAUCCGAACCCGAUUGGUGAUGUGAUUGUUAUGUCUUAUCUCACUUUCAGAAUCACAUCUUUGAAAGUGGGGGGGGGUGACAUUGUAGUGUUGCGGAGUCAGCAUUUCGGGGUGAUGAUAUUCUAACUGAUCACAAGCUGCUUGCGGUAACACGACAUAGUGUUGCUGAGCCACAUUUACGACAGGAGGAGGCAAGGAAAUAGGUUGCCUAUACUAGCCUUUAUGCUUUGCUGUUUAGGCAUAAAAGGAUAUUACCUAUUACUAGGUACCCAUUGUGGUAGCAUCAUAAGCUAAGUGUAAUAAUAAUUUGCUAUUAUUUGGCUUUCAUAGCCAAAAAGGGAGGAGGAAGGCUUUUACCAGAAUGCCUUGAUUAUAUUCGCUGAACAUUGAGGCGAUAUUUAGCACCUUAAAGACCUCCUAAAGGUAGCCCAAAGCAAACGAUAUGGG